CUCAUUAGUGGUUUUCCUCUAUCAAGUGGGGUCUUAAACCAACUCACUAUCAGAGUACUUUUCUCAACAUUUGGGAGAGUAUGAGAAUGUACUGGCAGCACUGGAGGAUUUGAAUAUUUCUAUUUUAAAGGCAAUGGACAAAACAAAGAAAGAUUAUCAGGACUCAUGUAAUCUGGAACAGUUUGUGACUCGCUUUUUGCUGAAGGAAACAGUGAACCAGCUGCAGUCUUUACAGAAUUCUUUGGAAUGUGCCAUGGAAACCACAGAAGAGCAGACACGCCAAGAAAGACAGGGUCCAGUGAAACCAGAGAUCUUGUCAAUUAAUUGGUCAGGCAAACGGUCCAUUCGAAGGCUUCAGAGAACUAAUAGUCUGUCUCCAAACAAUACCAAUUUCAGCAUCUUGAACUCAGCCAUCCAUGCAGAUGAGGACUUCCAGUGGAUGACCCAGAUAAACAGGCUUCAAAAGCUAAUUGACCGCCUGGAGAAAAAGGACUUGAAGCUGGAACCACUGGAAGAAGAAAUACUGGAGGGAAAUGCCAAAUCUCAUAUUCUAAUUGUUCAGCGACAAAUGUUGAUACUGGAAGAGGAGCUAGAGGAAUUCCGUCUAGCUUUGAGGCAGUAUGUGGUAUCUGCAUCUAAACAAACCGGAUGUUUGCACAUUUCUGUGCAGAAAAUCUCAGCUGAAUCGUGUUUUACACUUUAUGAAUUCUGGGAAAAUACCAAUCUCUGGAAAAACCACAUCCAGACUAAUUACAGCAAAACCUUUCAGAGAAGCAAUGUAGAUUUCCUGGACACUCCAGAACUAAUAACAACAAUGCUUGUGCCUGCAUCAUGGUGGGUUCUGAAUAAUAACUGAUUGUCCUCUGUUGCAGAAAAUGUGUGUCGUGUGACAUUUUGUGUGAAACAUCUACUGUAUAGUGAUGGCUUAACUUGUGUUACAAUAGCAAAAACAGGCUUAAUUAAAAUGAUUAAAUAAUAAUGUUAGAUAUAAGUAACAUAAUAAAUGAAUACAUGAUUGGAAGUAAUCUGUUCUAGUUAAUAAAUCAUUAAUUAAUAGGCAAUUGUAAUGAGCAGUACUGGUGUUUUAUUUAAUAACAGAUUUUUUUUUGUAAUACAGUCCAGUUUUCUAUUGUAUUUGUACCACACAACUUCAGAUUACCACAGUAUUUUAAGGAAGUUAUGAAAAUUGGGUAAUUUAUUUCUUGCUUUCAAAACUGAGGAGGUAAGGCCCAAGAACUCUUCACUCAACAACACAUUUAAAGUUUCAACAUAUUGACCUAUAGACGAUAUGACAGAAUCUGAAGAAAAUAUUUUUUUAAAGUAAAUUUUCACAACUAAACAUUUACAAGGUUAAUUUUAAAUUUCCCACCCAGGGAGUGUUUGAAAGUGAUGGAGUACAAAAAGCAAAGGUGAUGGCCAGCCCAUUAGCUUUUUAUCUCCUCCCCCACCUCCCUCAUAUUUUUAGCAGGCUGCUAAAUUUAUGGGCUGCUUUAUGCCUCACCCACCCCAUAUUUUGGGGACAGGUAAGGCAUAAGGCAGUCCACCCACCUUAAGCCUAUUGAAUCCAUUCAGUGGACAUUUGACUGCAAGUUAUGGGUUUUGUUGCAUCUCUCACACAAUUUUUCAGUUUGCAGGGGAGGUUAAAAGGAAGAAGGUUAACCUGACAGCUUUGACAGAGUUGGCUACUGUUAAGCAGCAAGAGUGGGAUUACCUCCUUUUGAAGAGUGGGGUCCCCUGUGCCUAUCGGGGUACUGUCCUGAUCUAUUCAAUCUGACACUCUCACCUUCCCCAUCCAACUUGCUGGGUUCUCCCACCUAAAGCCAUAUUCCCCCAACUCACCCAAAAUCCAAGAAACAUCUUAAUUAUUUCAUGGGGGCUGGUUGUACAGUCCCAACAGUGACUACUACUGUGUUUCAGCACUGCUGGGACUACAACAUUAAUGGCAAUCAGGUUGGUUGCCAGGGCUGCAGGGCAGGAUUUCCUGUCCUUCAAGGGUGGGAGACUCACUUAAAAUUAGUUAUAACUGCAUUAAAUGUAAUAUUGCCAAAUGGCAACCAUAUUUCACAUUGGCAAGAUGUCAAUUGAUUUUUAGGUCAAGUGUGGUGUGAUUAACCAAACCCUCUGUAAAAUCUAUCGCAUAUUUAAAUAAUGUUAUAUGUUGACAUACUACUUAUGUUAGUCCACAGCAAAAAAAAACAAACAAGUAUCAACAGAUUUCUCCAGAUCUAAUUGGUAAUGAUUUGUUGGGGCUUCUGGCGAUAUAUUGUAAUUCCCAAAACUAGCAACCAGACACUGCAGCAGAUCAGAGCACUCAUUGAAAUUCUACAUAGGCAUUUCAUUUUCCUAAAUCUGACUUAAGUUUAUUCUACUCAAAUUUCAAUUUAAAAUAGCUGCAGCAGUGGUUUAUGUGGUAUAAAUAAUGAAUAAUAUAUAUUAAUUGUAAAUUCUGUAGCUUUGUCCAGGAAAAACUGUAACUGCUGAUUUGUGUAUAUCUGUAAUGACCUCGCCAAAUAUGUUGUCAAUUGUUUCAGACUGAUUACAGUGAAAACAAAUCAACCCUAUUACUGUUAUUGAUAGAUGUUUGUGCAGGAAGACAUAAAAUAUUUUAGCAUGUUGGGAUUUUGCCCAUUUGUACUUUUGGCUCUGUUAAUCAACUGUGGUUAUUAAAACUGUUCAA
Messenger RNA from Chiloscyllium plagiosum (whitespotted bambooshark), 2677 nucleotides. Lineage: Eukaryota; Metazoa; Chordata; Chondrichthyes; Orectolobiformes; Hemiscylliidae. The record is from RefSeq and is a predicted model, not a curated record.